Cyprinus carpio (common carp) is the source of this 1683-nucleotide messenger RNA. RefSeq lists its product as uncharacterized. The record is from RefSeq and is a predicted model, not a curated record. Lineage: Eukaryota; Metazoa; Chordata; Actinopteri; Cypriniformes; Cyprinidae.
UUUCUCGGUUGCUAAGACAACAGUGGUCCGCUUCGCUAAGGAACGAUGUGCUAACCACAGAAAUUAUCAGGUUUAAUCAAAUUAAAUAAAACUCCUGAUCACUGAAAACCGUAGUCAGUUAGACUGGGAAUGCAGGGACGAUAUAAUGGCUGUUCCUGUGUGGGCUCUUUCCCUCCCGCUGCCUGCAGUCGUCAUGAUCGCUGUGGGGCUCUAUAUGAUUUUCCUUGCGACUGUGCUGUGGUGUCAUCACUGUCUCAAGGCCAAGUGUGAUCCUCAGUGUUCAGACUGCUGCGUGAGUUUCUCUCCUUGCGAGUACUGUUUAGUGUGUGCCCAGUCAUGUGACUGCCGUCCACCAUCUCUGCGAUCCUGUCUGGACUAUUCCUGCCCCUCCCCUAAUUGUGAGAUGUGGGAUUGUGCCUGUACCUGUCAGCCUCCAGAGUGUGACUCCAUCAACUGCUUCUGCUUUGAGAUCAAGUUUAAGUAGAAGGGUGGAUCCUCCUCACUUUAAAAGAUGCCUUUGAAUCUCCAACUCCAAGUGACACUUAUGUAUGUUUUAAGCUAGACAGAGAACUUGUGAUUUAGUCUUUGGCUGUUCUGUAAAGUUUGCAUAAUUUCUGAGAUAUUAGCACAUCCUUCCUAUUCACAGUCAUUGAUUUAACUAAAAUAAAGUUUGAGAUGUGCAUUUAUUGGGAAUAUACAUUGAUUAUUUGAAUCAUGUAUGACUAUUUUUUUCAUGCUUAAUUAAACAUCAUAUAUAUUAUAAGCACAAUACAUGCUAUUGUUGUAAAUUGGUUAUUGGACAUAUUUCAGUAAUACUGGGAUACCAAACUGCUGUAAUCACUGAAGUACACAAACAUUACAGUACAAUGGAAGACUGAUGCAAAAAGUAAUGGUUUUAUUUUUUAUGAAUGUGUAGCAUAUGGCUUUAAGAAGUGCCAUGAACUUUUAAAACGUUACGUUUGAAUGUAUUUUUACAUUUCAAGCACAAAAGGUCCUAUUUACGUAUUGGAUUUUUUUUUUUUUUUUUUUACAUUUAUGUACUUUUUUUGUUGUUUAUUUUUUCUAGUUUCCCAGUCAGCAAUAAUAGCUGGUGAGUUUCUCUUUAGCAGUUAUGUUUUUUGGUAUGAUGGAUAUUUGUUUACAUAUAGCUUAUUUCUGACUUCUGAAUUACCUUAUUUUAUUUUUUUUUUUUUUGUGAUACAUACUGUAAAAGUGUAAAAAAAAAAAAAAAAAAAAAAGGCUAGUUCCUUUAUUUACUAAUCUAAUUGUUUGCAGGGCAUCAUCCUGGUUGUUACAUAAGAAAUAUGUAUGAGUAUUGUAUUAUGUGAAAUAUGAUACAGUAAUGUAUUUGGCCAUAUUUUUUUAAUGCAGCCAACACACUUUUAUGUGACCUUUUUGUGACUUUUGAUGGUCCCUCUGUUGCCCUCUCUUGUCCCUCUGUUGUUGGUGUUUUUUUUUUUGUUUUUUUUUAUAAUUUUUAUAUAAAUAUGUCCUGUUUUUGUAAAUGGUUAGUUUUAAAAUGAAUUAAAGAUUUUCAUGAGGCUUUGUUUACAGAAGAGUUAUUAUCUAUCAGGCAUUGGUGGUGAGAUAUAAAACAUUCACUUUAAAAUUCUUUGUUGGAUUGUCUUGGAUUUUCUGCUUUAUUUUACUGUAUGAUAUAUGCAGUUGCAAAAAUAUUCAGUU